Messenger RNA from Neurospora tetraspora, 843 nucleotides. RefSeq lists its product as uncharacterized. The record is from RefSeq and is a predicted model, not a curated record. Bases 1 to 843 code for a protein of 280 amino acids. Lineage: Eukaryota; Fungi; Ascomycota; Sordariomycetes; Sordariales; Sordariaceae. The transcript has 3 exons.
AUGAGCUGCUGGCGUUCGGCCUCUGCCACCAGAUACCACCAAGAAGAGUGGGAACCACCCGCCUGGUCCGUCCAGAGCUGCGCCGCCAACUUGUUCUGGUUGGCGGUGCCGCGAGCAUUGCCCACUCCGUACUCCCACUACCUUGCAGAGAAGGGCUGCAAGGUACAAAUUCACUGGAUGCCUCGGUGCUCCACAUUGAGCGCGGCUAUCGCCGACUAUACCGCCGGGCUGUGGCGGCAAGAGACUACCAUCUACAGCCAAGAAGAUUGGCCUCCCGAACAGAGAGAUGGAAUUAUGAAGAAACUCCACCAGGAGGUCAGCAAUGCUGUCCAUAGAAGUUUCAGCGAACCCCCGGACGACCCUGAGGGUGAACGCCCUGCCAAAAGGCAGAAGACGGGAGCUUCGGACGGCGCUCUCAACUUUUCCAUCGAAUCCGACGGCAAGAUAGCGUUCGAUGCCCCGCAAGGCUUCCGUGUCCGACUUAACAUCAUCGAAAUCGGAAACGGGUGCAUCGAUCGCAUCCACCUACAUGCCGCCACCGACGAACCCCUUGAGCAGAAUCUCAUGAACGUUAUGGCCAAAUGCGCCAGCAAUCCUUCGACUUCUCAGCUCGCGAAAUUUGCUCUCAAGGAACACGCAUUCACAUUCACAACAAGCAUCAAGUCACCAAACGGAACAUUCAAGCGCAGCCCAGAACCAGAUCAAUUCAUCACCAGGGGUAUCAACCUUCAACUCCGGGAAACCGUUCAUCCUGAACCCAAAUCCUCCUUCGAGAACUCCAAACCAAAGAUCACAAGUGAAUCCCAGAAUAUCAUCAGCGCCUCCCAACGCGUCAUGACAUAA